AUGCACCCAAAGCAUAUAAAUAAUUUGUCUAUUUUAACUGAACUUCCGCAGAUUCAAAUGGAAACAGAUAUUGUAUCGCACGAGCCUCACCAUCAAGAAGAGGAGUCGGAACACAGCAAAAGCUCAAAUGAAGUGCAAGAUUCUAAUAAUAAGAUCGAAUUUAAAGCUCCGGCGCCGAUAAACGUUCAAUCGCGGCAGCCGGCGAUACCUUCAGUUCCAUAUGAAAAGCCGGAAUGGAGUGGCCUGCCAAAAGAUAAUUAUGCUUUUGAAGUCAUUAAGGGCGGUAUUAGUAUCGGCACGAUGGAAAUUCCGGCCAAGGAGUUUCUUGUUCUUGGGGAUCAACUAAAGUUCGGUGAAAGUACGCGAAUAUAUAUUUUGUUAGGUCCUGAGGAACCACAGCAACAGGCGGUCAAACCCGUUCCGAAGCCGACACCGGAAAUGACAGGGGUCACUUGGGGAUUUGCAGAGGAUGCCGAGGAUGAGAGUGAAAUUUCGAUUUCGGCGGCAAAGGAAUCAUGGAAACGGGAUGAAAAUGCUUACUAUUAUAAAGACCCUAAAAAGGCUUUGAGGAAUUGGCUCGAGAAUCGUGGUUACGAGAUGGAAUUUGAAAGCGAACAGGAGGGUCCAGGACAUGCACGAACAUUUACUUCUCGAGAUGCUGAUAGGCAGGCAGCGAUCGAUGCUUGUGAAAAAUUGGAUAUGCUGGGCAUUUUGCGCGCAAGUCAAGAUGAGGCUUUGGCGAGGAAAAAAAGGCUUAAGCAUUUGUUGGGCGAUGAUGCAGACGAUGAGGAAAACGACAGCUUUUAUGAUCGAACGGGUCAAGCCGAUCGUGUGAAAUCAAGAAAAUCUCUGCAAGCGACACAAAAAGUCGAGACUUAUGAAUCGUUGAUAAAACAAAGGGAGGAACUUGCACUGCGAAUUGAAGAAAUUCGGAAUAAGAUAUCAACAAUCAAGAUGACGGUAUCAGAGAAAUCAUUCGUUUCUCGGGUCGAAGAUGAACUGGAAAACUUUAUGAAUUCCAUAGAAGAUGAAAUAAAAAAUGAGUCAGAGGCUAAUUUGCAGACCAAGCUGCAAGAUUUGUUGACGCAAGAUCAACGCCUCGAUCGUUUAAUUCAAAUCACAAAACCUCAUGACAUCAUGAAAAACAACAACAUUCCACCAUCAUCGACGUCAAACGGAGUGCCGAAGGACAGUCGAGAGGGUGGUGUGAGAAUUGAACAAAGCGAGAAAUCAAUUGAAACCAAAGAGAUCAAAAAUUUUGCCACGAAAACCGAAGAAGCGAUAAAACACGAUAUGGUCGAAACAACAUCAAAAUUGAUUCCAUCAGAACAUGAAGACUCGGCUAUUCCAAGUAAAAGGGUUAACAUGCAGGAAAACGAUGACAAUAGUUCACCGGGUGGAGAUGAGGAGCAGAGUAAGAAAAGGAAAAUUAAGCCAGUGUUGCCAAUGACACCACAAGAAUUUGAAGAAAACCAGAGGAGGGCCAUGGAAUUGAACGAACUCGAAAAUGAGGAUGCAAUAACUUGGGAACCACCUCAAGGUCAAACAGGGGAUGGCAGAACGGCACUUAAUGAUAAAUUCGGUUACUAA
Molecule: messenger RNA, 1590 nt
Organism: Acaulospora colombiana
Lineage: Eukaryota; Fungi; Glomeromycota; Glomeromycetes; Diversisporales; Acaulosporaceae
Source: the annotation of a GenBank genome assembly